Astrephomene gubernaculifera is the source of this 2319-nucleotide messenger RNA. Lineage: Eukaryota; Viridiplantae; Chlorophyta; Chlorophyceae; Chlamydomonadales; Astrephomenaceae. The record is from the annotation of a GenBank genome assembly.
GUUAUAUGUAUGCUGUGGGUACGAAACUAUUAGAAACUAUCGUCAUUGUCUUACAGGAGUAGAGCUAGACCAAGCUCGGUGCCAACAUACAAGGAAACCUUCUAGAGCAAAGCCAUAUCUCCCUUUAAGCGACAUUCUUACCAGUGGAAACGAUUGUGCGAUGCCAUUAUAGCGCGUAGGCUUUGAUAAAGAAGCUCCCGCAGUCAUGGGGAGCGGCAGCAAGCGUGCUCGCGAGCCAUCGCGCUCUCGGAGUCCGUCGAGGAAGAAGUCGUCCGAUAAGAAGUCUGAAAAGCACAGAGACAAGGACAAGGAGAAAAGCAAGGACAAGGAUAAGGCCCGUGCCGAUGACUCCGCUCGCAAGGCCUCCCUAAAGCGCAGCCGCUCACGCUCUCGCUCAGCCUCGCGCUCCCGCUCUCCUCCUCCAGCGGAUAAGCACGACAAAAACGACAAAAACGACAGCCGUCGAAGCGAUAAGUACGGCAGUAGCAGGCGCAGCCCCUCUCGCAGUCCCUCUCGUCGUGACCGGGGCUACUCCCAGCACGACGAUAGAGAGACACGGGACUACCGCGACCGUGAUCGUGACCGAGAAAGGGAUCGGGAUCGGGACCGGGACCGGGACUCGUACCGGAGCUCACGGGAUCACCGGGAACGCGAUCGGGACCAUCGCGAUCGUAAUCGGGACAGGGAACGCGAGCGCGAACGGGAAAGGGAGCGGGAACGGGAGCGUGAGAGGGAGAAGCGCAGCCGAGGCGGCAAGCGGCGCUCCCGCUCCCAUUCUCGCUCCUCGUCAUCCCGCAGCCGAUCCCCAGAGCGGAGAAGCCAUCGGGACCGGGAUCGUGGCCGUGACCGCGUCCGGGGUCGGGAGCGGUCUCGCUCACGUGGCCGGGACAGGUCCAAUGACCAGUACGGUGGCGGGUCUAGAUCUAGAUCCAGAUCACAUAGCCGCUCCUCGACCUCCAGUGGCAGUAGCAGCGACAGCAGCGGCAGCGAGCGGAGCAGGAGUCCGCCUCGCUCGCCCUCUCCUGCGCCCCGAGGGAGGGAACGCAGCCGAAGCAGAGAUCGCAGCAAGGGCAGGGACAGGGAGCGGGAGCGGCGGCGCAGUGGCAGCCGGGAGCGGAAGGGGCGCUCCCGCAGUCGGGGUGGGGGGCCCAGCAGGAGCCGCAGCCGCAGCCGGGGGGGAAGGGGCCGGGCCGCUGCUGCUGCGGCGGCGGCGGUCGAGGGCAGUGCGCCAGGGGCGGCGGCGAGGAGUGAGGGCCCCAGUGGGCGAAAGGCGGCGCAACCUGAGGGAGCCGAUGGCGGCGGUGGUGGUGAGGGUGGCGGGGAGGAGGAUGACACGGCUGGGCUACUGUCGGAGGAGGCGUUGCAGCGCAAGCGAGCCGAGCUGGAGUCGCGGCUGGUUUCGGAGGAGCUGGAGCGGCGUCUGGCUGCCUACGUGGAGGGGCGGGUGGCGGCGGUGCUGGGCAGUGAGGCGGUGCAGCGGGAGCUGCAGUCGCGGUUGGAAAGGGAGCGGAGGGCGAUUGAGGAGCAGGUGGAGCGGGAGCUGGUGGCCGAGCGCGAGCGGGCAGCCCGAGAGGAGGAGGCGCGGCGGGAGGCCAUUCGCGCGCAGCAGCAGGAGCUAGCACACCUGGAGGUGGAGCGGCGGAAGGAGGAGGAGGAGGCAGCUCAGCGGCGGCGCGAGGAGGAGGCGAGGCAGCUGGAGGAGCACUUUCUGGAGCUGCAGCGCCGGCAGCAGGCCAAGAAGGAGGAGGAGGAGAGGAAGAAGCGCGAGGAUGAGGACCAGCGGCGGCAGCAGCAGCUCAUCCUGGGCAAGGGGCGCAAGAAGAUGUCAUUCAGCCUGGGAUUCAAGAUGUGAGGCGGUGCCAGGCCAUGGGGCAUGACGCCAUGACGUGACGUGUGCCAUCGCAGCGGUGACAUCCGCGACUCCUGCCAACAGAUACCUUGAUAUAUACUUCUCACAGCAGCAUUUGUUAUUCCAGGGUUGGCUGCGGCUGGUCAGAGGUGGUGGCCAACGCCUCACGUAUUGGUCCCAGGCGACCCCGCUUUGCACCUUUACAAACCACCUUUCGGUCUAACUCUCGGUUCAAGUGUACACGUGUGUGGGGACCUGGUGCGCAGUGUUGUGCAGCGGCCUGCGGGUGUACAGCGUUGUGCAGUGGCGAUAUGCCAGAUGGCGAGGUGGACGUGGGCAGGUGGGCGAAGGCACAUGAUGGGACAUGGCUUGUACGAUUGGGCGGUUUCGUUGAACUCAUCCUCCGACGUUGGAUGUAGUCGCCGCACACCUGUUACUAUGAGCAUCAGCAUCAGCAUUGAUACAGGAUC